This is a messenger RNA of Lathyrus oleraceus (garden pea), 3096 nucleotides long. Its product is annotated as disease resistance protein RPS5. Gene Ontology annotation, molecular function: ADP binding. The transcript is spliced from 2 exons. The coding region runs from base 243 to 2924 and encodes 893 amino acids. The record is from RefSeq and is a predicted model, not a curated record. NCBI's taxonomy places the organism in Eukaryota, Viridiplantae, Streptophyta, Magnoliopsida, Fabales, Fabaceae.
CACCCAUCAAUCAUUAUUAUAAAUAACUUUUUUUUAUAUAUUUCAUCAUUAGUUUAUGUAAUUUAUAUGAAUGAGAUAUAUUAAUGGUCAAAUAUACUAAACUUAUAAUAACGACGGGGAGAGUGUAUAUAUUUAAUUGAAUAAUUUCUUUUUUAUUGUUCACAACACAUAUUUAUAUAUACAAGUCUAACAUUCAGAUUUUCUUUUUUCUCGCUAGCCUUAAUUAAUAUUUUGAGAAAACCAUGGAAGCGUUGGGUGUAAUAUGGGAAGUUGCUAAAAGUUUGUUCAGUUGCACAAAUGCACAAGCUGCCUAUGUUUAUAAGCUGCAGGAGAAUCUGGAAUCAUUGAUGGAAAAAUGGGAAGAUCUUCAAAACAAGAAAAAGGAUGUGCAAACAGAAAUUGAUAGAGCUGAGAGCACAGGACUCAUGAAAAGAACAAACGAAGUGAUUGGUUGGCUACAUGAAUUUCUAAAACUUGAAGAGAAAAUGAAAGAUACUCCCAGUUCUCAAGAAGUUCAAAGUAACCAAUGUCUGAAUGGUUAUUGCCCAAAGAACAUUGUGUCAAGCUACAAGUUAGGGAAAACAAUUGUUAAGAGGCUCAAUGAGGUAAAUGGCCUUCUUGCUAGAGCUGGUAAUAUGCAGAUUGCUCUCAAGCAACCACCUAAACCUAUAGAUGAGAUGCCUUCUAGUGAGACUAUAGGCUUAGACUUGAUGGUCCACAAAGUAUGGAAUUCUCUUGAGGAUGACACUGUUGGUGUAAUCGGUUUAUAUGGAAUGGGUGGGGCCGGAAAAACAACCCUUAUGAAAAGAAUUCACAAUGAAUUAGGAACGAGGGAGCAUAGUUUUGAUCUAGUGUUAUGGAUAGUGGUUUCUAGAGAUUCUGAUAUCAAUAAGUUAAUGAAUGACAUCAGCAAUAAAUUAGGAAUUGAGGAAGGUUUUUGGAAUAGAAGUACUCAAGAUCAAAGAGUAUCAAAGAUUUAUGACCGGUUAAAAGGAAAAAAGUUUUUGCUGAUGUUAGAUGAUUUGUGGGGAAAGCUAGAACUAGAAGCAAUAGGAGUUCCUGAUCCGGAAAAAAAUAACAAAUCAAAAGUAAUGUUCACAACACGAUCUGAAGAUGUGUGUGGUAAAAUGCAAGCUCAGAAGAAACUCAAAGUGGAAUGUUUAUCAGAUGAAGAAGCAUUUGAUUUGUUUUGUAAGAAAGUAGGUGAUGAGACUUUAAAAUGUCACUCAGAGAUCCCAAAGCUAGCGCGUGAAAUGGCUAAAGAAUGCAGAGGAUUGCCGCUAGCAUUAAUCACUGUGGGAAGUGCCAUGGCUGGAGUGGGCAGUUUUGAAGCUUGGAUGGUUGCGAAAAAUAACUUGAGGAGUUCUCAUUGGACAGCCUCAGAUUUUGAGGAUAAAGUUUUUCAUAUCCUCAAGUUUAGCUACGACAAACUUCCUGAUGAGGCGCAUAAAAACUGCUUCUUGUACUGUGCACUAUACCCAGAAGAUUUUGAAAUAGACACUGAUGACCUUAUUGAUCGAUGGAUCGCUGAGGGAUUUCUCUAUGAUGAUAUCAGUAUAUAUGAUAUGUACAACCAAGGGAAGUCUGUUGUUGAGAAAUUAAUACUUUCAUGCCUAUUAGAAGAGAGUAUCGAAUCUUUUCAUUUUGGUUGGAGGAAUAAUAGGAUAAUUAAGAUGCAUGAUGUGAUUAGAGAUAUGGCACUAUGGUUAGCUCGAGAUGAAGACAAAAACAAAGACAAAGUUUUAGUUCAGGGGGAAGUAUUUUCCAUGUCAAAAAUGGAUUCUAAAAGAUUGAAUGCUAUAGAGAGGAUUUCAAUAAUAAUUACAGAGAGUUUAGAUGAAAAUUGGAAUUUUCUGGCUUGUCCAAAUCUCAUCACUCUUUUCUUUAGCAUUCGAUACUUGUUUGUCCGUCAUAAUCCUUUUUUUUCAACAAAUUUCCAAUCAUUGAAAAGGUUGAGAGUGUUGGAUUUAUCAUAUACUACAUCUCUUGAGGUAAUCUCCCCUAAAAUAGGUGAGCUAAUCAACUUGGAGUUCCUUAACAUUUCUGGAACAUCAGUAUCUUCGUUUCCGAUUGAAUUGAAGAAGUUGAAAAAUUUGAGGGUAUUCCUUAUGGAAUAUAUGAAUGGCUUUUCUAUAAAUAUUUUUCCAUUGGCAGUGAUAGAAAGUCUUGAACAAUUAAAGGUGUUUAGAUAUAGCAGAAUAUCUCCAGUUAUUGAACAAGGAGGCAUUUCAUUACUAGAGAAACUGGAAUCCUUACCAAAUUUGGAGGAACUGGGCAUUCAAUUAACUAGCUUCACUAGUGUGCAAAGACUAUUUCGCUCCACCAGAUUACGAGGUUGCUCUCGACAUCUUAAGCUUAAUUGGAUGGAGCAAGACACAGUUGAAAUGUCAUCAUUAUUAGCAUCCAUAUCAGAAAUGACUCAUUUGGACUACAUACAUCUUUCAGGACAAUACAGCCUUGUGGAUGGUUCAUCGAUUACACAGAAGUGCCAUCUUGGCAAGCUUCGAGAAGUGCACAUAGCUGUUUGUUUUUCAAUUACUCAUUUGACCUGGUUGAGGUAUGCUCCACUUCUCGAGUAUCUUGGUGUUUAUUAUUGUUUGUCAGUUGAACAUAUCGUGAAGGAAGCCAAUGACGAAGAUGUUGGCUCAGAAUCUAAGAAUGAUAAUAUGUUCAUAAAUCUUAAAGAACUUCUCCUUUCAAAAAUUCCAAAGCUAGUGAGCAUUCACAAAAGAGCAUUGGCUUUUCCUUCCUUAAAACGUAUUCGUGUAAAAGAUUGCCCCAAUCUGAGGAAGCUUCCUUUAAACUCCAGCUUUGCAUCAAAGAACAACUUGGUUGCAAUCGUAGGAGAUACCGAGUGGUGGGACAAGUUAGAGUGGGAUGACACAAUCAUUGAACACUUACUACGUCCUAAAUUUCAAGACUAGGACACUGAUGAAUAUUGGUAACCAAUAGAAAUAGGAAUUAGUAGCUGUGAUUGAAUAAUUAGCCUAUGUUUGAUAUCCAAGUGAAACACCGUAAGUUUGAAAAGCUAAUGUAUGUAUUUAUCUUUUACCGUAAGUUUGAAAAGUUAAUGUAUGUAUUUAUUUUUCACCGUAA